Molecule: messenger RNA, 612 nt
Organism: Schistosoma intercalatum
Lineage: Eukaryota; Metazoa; Platyhelminthes; Trematoda; Strigeidida; Schistosomatidae
Source: the annotation of a GenBank genome assembly
AUGAUACCAACUGUAAAGGAACGUCAAGCUGGAGCUUAUGAUUUCAGAAAAUAUUAUGAAAAUCUGUGUGCGCUGCGAAAUUGCUCCCCGCUCUCUGUAAUCACAAGCCAUGUUGAUAAUGGAGUUCUUGACAUAAGUGCAGAUAGAAUAAAGACUCAAGAGUGGGAUCCAGUUUUUGAUGCUAUUAAAAUCAACAAAAGCCUGCAUUUCAUUGCAAUCAGAAGUUUCUAUCAGUAUAAUAGCGUUUCAGACAGUGCAACUUCAACCAAUCGACGACGUCCACCAAUUUUACUAUCCAGUUCAAAACUUUUAUUAAAUUUAUGCAAAGCAUUACGUCACUGUGCAUGUGUUACAGAAAAAUUAACAUUUUUAGAAUUGCAGAAUCUUCCAAUCAGUAAAACAGGUUUAUUACAAAUUUGUGAAGGUAUCAGAAAAAAUCGUACAUUGAAACAUUUGUCAUUUGAAGGUUCUUCCAUAAAUGAUGAUGGUCUUGAAGAAAUUUGCCGAGUUUUACGUCAUGUCCCAAAUAUUUCAACUCUCAAUUUAACAUCAUGUAAUUUGUCAAAGGAUGGAAUCUCUGCAUUGACUGUACUUAUCAAUGUAAGUAAAUAA